Python bivittatus (Burmese python) is the source of this 3169-nucleotide messenger RNA. Lineage: Eukaryota; Metazoa; Chordata; Lepidosauria; Squamata; Pythonidae. The record is from RefSeq and is a predicted model, not a curated record.
AUGCCUUGUGUUAAGCGGGGUGCUAUAGACAAAGGAGAGAGCCCGGAAUUGAGGAAGAGAUCAGUGCGCGAGGGGAUGCUCCCGGCUGUGCGUGCAACAGAAGCCCCAACGAAGUUACCUCAUCGCCGAGUGACAUUCUCUGCAGCCAAUCAAGCUCAAGAUCUGCAGGAUCCCUCCCAGCACAGUUACUAUGACAGUGGUCUUGAAGAGUCAGAAACACCAAGCAGCAAAUCUUCAUCAGGGCCUCGGAUUGGGCCUCUGGCUCUACCUGAGGACCACUAUGAGCGCACCACACCUGACGGCAGCAUUGGGGAGAUGGAACACCCUGAGAAUGAUCUCCGACCUUUGCCUGAUGUAGCCAUGACAGGGACCUGUACUCGAGAAUGCACAGAAUUUGGUCACUCUGAUACCUGCUGGAUGCCAGGUCAGUCCUCUCCAAACCGGCGGCCCAAGAAUGCCCUCAAACUCUCCACAUUUGUGCCUUAUCAAGACAGAGGGAGUCAAGAACAAGUUGGGAAUGGAAGCCCCAGACUCUCAGAAGAGCGCAACACCAAAAUGGCUAACCUCCGCCUGCUCCCCACGUACAGUGCCUUCUCCAACAGUAGCCAUGAGCCCUGCAAGGAUUCCCCCAUGGAGGAAAUCCCUCUCACCCAGACCUCAGACUUCCAGACAGCUACUACACCAUCAUCCCAAACUGCCAAACGAGAGAUCUACCUGUGAGAGUGAGGAGGCCACAUAAAGUAUCUGAAAACAGUGCUGAGACCAGUGUUUAGUCCUCCAGCAUGAAGUGACUUUUCAAACUGUGAUUCUUUAUCACUCAGAUUGGCAGUUCUGUGCCUGCCAGAUGAGACUGCCUUGCCCAGUCAUUGGGCAUGGGAACAUUUCAUUAACUGAUUCCUCACUGGGCAAGGGAACUGACACCAACCAGAAUGGCCAAGCUCUCAACAGAGCAGUCCAUGGAUAUCUGGAAAGAGGGAGAAAGGAAUGCAGUGAAGAGAGCUUGGCUUCAUGGUUUCAGGGCUGGGGUGGGGGGAAAGGGCUUAGUUACCAAAGGUCCACGCAGACUUGGUGGAGUCCAUUGGGCACAGGGCUGAGAGCACUUGGCACAGGUACAGGGGAAAAGCUGCCUUUCUUGUUACUAUAGACUCCUGUAAAUAUGAAUUUUAGGAAUGACAUUUAUGUCCUGCCUGAUCAAGUUUUAUUGUCCUUGAAACAAAAAGACAUUGAAACAAACAACACCACAGGGAGAAAUUUUCAGCUUGAAUUUUUCACCACACAGAAGAGCACAUUGGGGCAAGCACUUCCAACCAGCCCACCCUUUACUUUCACAGUGUAAAUAAGGAUGGAGCAUUCAGUUGGGAGGGGGGCAUUCUGGUUGGUCAGCAGGACUGAGAAGGAAGGGCAUGACAGAGUUUUUAAAUCUUAAUCUCUUUUCAGACUUCAGAAACUCUUCUCAUCAGGUAUGGAGGAGCCCUAGAGCUAGUAGUCAUGGCUUUUAGCUGUCCUCCUUUGCCCGUGCCCCAUAGAUAAUGAGCUGCAGCAGUAAGAAAAGUGGAAGAGCCUUCAGUUUUUCAGGUGGUACAAUACCUAACUCCCCAAAAUUACUCCACUGCCUCACCUGAGGCAGAGAAUUUCCAUGGGGUCAUUAGGCCCCAGUGCCAUGAUUCUGGCCUUUGAUUUGUCUGCCUGUAAGCCACCAUUGCCUUUGCGAAAUGGAGCUUGGACUCAGGGUCACACUGGGGCCCAUGGGCCUCUGUAUGCUGGAGUCAUAUACCCCCUCCCUACGCCUUUAGACAGCCUCAAGGGCUCCAGUAUUCUCUUCCAGUGCCACAUGUUUAUCCACAUAGUAUCAGACUGCAGGAGCCUAUCAUAGUUUCAGUAGGAGCCCAUAAAAAACAGUGCAACUAUUCAUGGGCAUUAUUAUCCCCAACCAUUGACACCAUCAUUUGGGAUCACUCAAAAGACCUAAAUUUAUAAGAGAGCACUCUUCCUCCAGCAAGCAGUGGGCUGCUUUGGUGACUAAGUUCUUAAAUCCUUAAGUAUUCUUGACUUAGCUAGGUCUGAUUCCAUAUAGUAUAGUAUUAAUGGCAAUCACUUGCCAGCCAGUAUUUGUGGGACUUUUUCCAGUACGUAUGGUAAUGGAAAGAUUCAUUGAAACAGUCUCCAGAGUGGGGCCCUAUCCACCAGACUAGCUAACACUUGUUGGACCCAUCUUGUUUCUCUUGGCUUAAUUAUUCUGGUUCCAGCAGGCCCAACUAUCUUCCUACACUUUGCCAUGUGUUUUUCUAAGAUGAAUUGCAGAAGGUGGGCUGGAUGUUGCCCUUUGCUGACUCUCUAUUCAACUUUCUCAACUGCAUGUAUCUAGGAAGGAAAGAGACAUGACUGAUGCUUUGUGAAACUAUUGUUUGUGUGGGUGUAUGGGUAUGUGUUUGACAGGACACAUGGAGACAGGUUGGUUAUCGAACUAGUAAGCUGGUGGGAUGGACAUAAAGCAAUUUUCAUGUUUCUCUACCAGAGUUAGAUGAUUUCUAGGGUCAUGUGAAAUUUUAUUGUCCCCUUGUAUUCUCUGUCCUCUAGUGAGCAGAUUGCUCUGAUCACUUUCUGAUCAUCAGUAGUGGUAGUGUGAAGCAUAGCAGAGAGUAGACUAGUGAUUCUACUCAUACAGUAAGCUGCCACGUGCCAUGGACCAUUAGGUGUCUGAAUUCUAGAGUCCCAGGUUUGAGAUCACUGGUAACUUCCAGUGUAUAACCAAGGACUUUUUCUCUUCUACCCCUAUACUUUCUAAGGCUCAGGGCUAUUUCAGCAGCAAUCCAUAGGAUGGAGGGCAGGAAUAUAGCACUUCCUAUCCACUCUUGUAUCAAGAGCCUAAGGUUAGGGUGAUCAUCUGUAAUCAGGAAAAAGUUCUGAACUAGUUUGUUCAUUUUUGACUUAAUAUGAUGCGUGAACCCACAUAGUAUGGCUUAGCAAACCAGGCCACUUUGGCUUGUGCCUCAAUUCUUGGUUAAAAAUCUGUCUGAGCUAUACGUGUAAAUAUAGUUACUGAGGUAAGUAUAUAGAAGUGUAAAUGAACUCUGUCCAAGGAUUGCUUCAGCCAUCCACCAUACCCAGAUUCUUUCAAGUGCAACUGUAUGGUGUGGAAAGGAUAGGACCUUCUCCUCAAUCUCUCCCC